This is a messenger RNA of Kalmanozyma brasiliensis GHG001, 1824 nucleotides long. Its product is annotated as AMP-dependent synthetase/ligase. Gene Ontology annotation, biological process: secondary metabolic process. The record is from RefSeq and is a predicted model, not a curated record. NCBI's taxonomy places the organism in Eukaryota, Fungi, Basidiomycota, Ustilaginomycetes, Ustilaginales. The transcript has 2 exons. Bases 1 to 1824 code for a protein of 607 amino acids. Gene Ontology annotation, molecular function: CoA-ligase activity.
AUGAUCUUCACCUCGACCUCGGAGCACGUCAAGGAGCUCCCGGACGAUCUCGAUGUCUAUGGCUGCAUGUACGAGUACUUCCCAUCGAGCCGACCCGACUUGCGCGACACCGGACUGCCACUCUUCAUCGACGAAGAGACGGGCCAGAAAUGGACAUUCGAGGAGGCAAAGGAGAACACGGAUCUCCUGUCGGUCGCCCUCGCCGAGCGAUGUGGCAUCCAGUCCGACACGCGAGCAAGUAUCUACGCGACCAACAGCAUCUACUUCCCUAUUGCCGUAUGGGCCACACACCGACUCGGCGGCACCAUCUCGCCGGCCAACUCGGCGUUCAUGGCCAAGGAGCUCAGCUUUCAGCUUGAAGCGUCCCAUUCGAGGGUGCUAUUUGUCAGUGAAGAUCCCACCUCCUUGAAGAACGGGUUCGAGGCGGCGAAACUGGCUGGCAUUCCAAAGGACCGCGUGGUCGUCAUCCAGGAGCCUGUGACGGUGCUCAAAUACUCCGAGUCCAACUACGGCCGCAUCCAGAAGAAGACGCAGGGCGCAUGGACGCUCGCCGGGCUGAUCGAGGAAGGUCGUACUAUCGUCAAGGAGAAGGGGGAGGGCAUCCUCGCCUCGACGCGCAACAAGCUCAAGCCCGGCGAGGGGAGGACGAAGAUUGCUUUCCUCUCCUUCUCCUCGGGUACCACCGGCCUGCCAAAGGGUGUCGCGAUCCAGCACCACGCCGUGACAUCGAACGCGCUGCAGACCAUGGCGCACAACAAGGUCGGCAACACCAUCGGAGCGCCGGGACGUUUCUGCCCAGGUAAGGACGUGUCGCUCGGCGUCCUUCCUCAGGUUCAUAUCUUUGGUCUGUCGACGACGAUGCACUUUGUCUUCUUUGCUGGCAUCGCCAACGUGGUGAUGAGCAAGUUCCGCGGGAUCGAGGCCAUGGUCAAGACCAUCAUCAAGUACAAGAUCAGCGUGUGGUGGCUGGUGCCGCCACAGAUCGUGCUGUUCUGCAAGGACCCGAGCGUGCCGCCCUAUCUCGAGGAGCUGCGCAAGGUGGCUCGAUUUGCGAUGGUCGGUGCUGCGCCCUUGUCGGAUGACUUGAGUCGGCAGUUUACCAAGGUGUUCCCCAAGCUCGACUGGGGUCAAGGCUCGGGCAUGACGGAGACGUGCUCGGUGACGACCAUGUUCCCCGUCGGAGAGCCACCUGUGAUGGGUUCAGCGGGUCGCCUGAUCUCGAACACCGAGGCCAAGGUGGUCAAUUCGGAAGGCAAGGAGGUGGGCUACGACGAGCUGGGCGAGCUCUGGCUGCGUGGACCGCAGAUCACGUUGGGCUACACCAACAACGAGCAAGCGACCAAGGAGACCUACCUGCCUGAAGGGUGGCUGCGCAGCGGAGACGAGGUCAAGAUCAACAAAGACGGCGAGGUGUUCUUCAUCGAUCGACUGAAAGAGUUGAUCAAAGUCAAGGGCUUCCAGGUCGCGCCUGCCGAGCUGGAGGGUUUCUUGCUCGAUCACCCCGAUGUCUCGGACUGCGGUGUGAUUGGCAUCCAGGACGAAGCAGCAGGUGAGCUGCCGUUUGCUUUUGUAUCGCUCUCGCAAGAUGCAAAGAAGCGCUCAAAUGCGGGUGGAAAGGAAGAGGACGACAAGAUCAAGCAAUCGAUCCUCAAGUUUGUCGCUGACAACAAGACCCGAUACAAGCAUCUUUGCGGUGUCACAUUUAUUGACACAAUCCCAAAGACAGCGUCGGGCAAGAUCCUCCGUCGCGAGAUGAGGGAGAUGGCAAAGAAGCUGCCCGCGGAAGCAUUCCGAGAGAAGCGCAAGGUGGUCGCCAAGCUUUGA